Messenger RNA from Symbiodinium pilosum, 1440 nucleotides. Lineage: Eukaryota; Dinophyceae; Suessiales; Symbiodiniaceae. The record is from the annotation of a GenBank genome assembly.
AUGGGCCAUGACAUGCAAUUUCCCUUUGCUCCACGCUUCAGAAGACUCCACCUCUGGGCAGCGGGCGUGGCGGCAGUGAUUUGUGGCGACUUUGUCGCUUGGCAACCGGCUUUCGCAGAAGGCGUGGACUGUGCAUUGCUUGCCUUCUUCGUGGCUGCGCUGUUUUACAUGCUCUUGGUGAGCAGUCUUACAGAAGUCAUGAGUCGCAUGGGCGAUGCAGAAGGCCCAAGCCAGGUUGCUGCUUGCAUUGGUCCCAGGACUUCCUUCUUGGCUGGGUUCAUUGAGUGCUUGAAGUGUGUUCUUAUUAUGGCAGACAUAAAUGCUGCCAUGGGUGCCCUCAUGGAGGAGCUGACCCAGUCAGAUCCAGAUUUUCAGCCUCUUUGGUGGAUUUUAUUCUCUGCCUUGGUCUUGCUCCUCAACACCAAGCUCAUGGCAAUCUCGGUGCAAGCGCUGGUGGCAAUGACUUUUUGCAGUCUGGCUAUCGUGCUUGCAUACUUUGUGGUCUCGAGUCCACGAACUUUCAAGCAUGCGCAAGAGGCUAUGGCAGGCGGAGAAAUCCUCGAUGAUGUCUCAUUCCUUCACUUUUUCAAGUCACUCCCGGCUGGGAUUUGGUGUUUCUUGGGAUUGGAAGAGAUGCUUUGGCUGGGGAAGUUCUCCGUGGACAUGAAAGCAAAUGUUCCCCGCGCGCUGACCGCUGCCUAUGUGACAUUGUUCAUCCUGGCAAUGCUGACCUUAAUAUGCAGUCUUGCUGCUUCUCCAGGUAUGACAGUCACUGCGCAUGAUAAGUUCCCUUUGUUGGUGGCAUACUUUGACGUGUUCCACGAGACUGCCGUCACGCGUCACUUUGCCUUGCUUCUGUUGUUGGGCAUGAUGGCUUCGCUGCACACAUUCACCUUCGUUGGUGGGCAACUGGUUACGCAAAUGGCUGAAGACUCCUUGUUCCCAGCAUGCCUGGCCCAGCGAGACUCAAAGACAGGAGCUCCAACCUACUCCUCUGCCCUGUGCCUCAUCGUGGCCCUCUUGCUGCUGGAGGUCGUGUUUCAGGCGCUUGAUCAUCAGUAUGAAGAUAUCCAACGGAGCUUCACCAGUGCUGCUUCUGUGGUUGCGCUGGUUGGCUACUUGAUUCAGCUGAGCUGCUUUAUGCUGAUCCGGUGCCGUAGUCCACCUGAGGACUCGAUUUUCUUGUCUCCCUUCGGGGUGCUGGGUGCUGGAACUGCAUUGGCGCUCACAAUUGUGCUGCUCGCCAGUGUGCUGCUGUCACCUUUGUUCUAUCCAUUGAAUUUUGGCGGAGUAAUGCUUUCGCUGGCCAUGCUUCUGCUGGCCUGUUGCCUACACGAAUCCUACAGACAGCAGCAGCGGAAGUCAAUCAGAACUAGCAACAUUAUGCCAAGAACGGAGAGCAGCGAAAGGGACAUCUCCCAGCCACAAGCACAGACGUGA